GGCGCGGAGCCGAGGGGCCGAGCGGCGGCCGCGCGCACCAUGCCCUCCUUCGACGAGGCGCUGCAGAGAGCCGGCGAGUUCGGGCGCUUCCAGCGGCGCGUGUUCCUGCUGCUGUGCCUGACGGGCGUCACCUUCGCCUUCCUCUUCGUCAGCGUGGUGUUCCUGGGCACCCAGCCCGACCACUACUGGUGCCGCGGGCCGAGCGCCGCGGCGUUGGCCGAGCGCUGCGGCUGGAGCCCGGAGGAGGAGUGGAACCGCACGGCGCCCGCCCGCCGCGGCCCCGCGGCCCCUGUGCGCCCCGGCGACGGCCGCUGCCAGCGCUACCUCCUGGAGGCGGUCAACGCCAGCGCCGCCGCCGCGGGCGCGCUCAGCUGCUCCGACCCGCUCGCCGCCUUCCCGAACCGCUCGGCGCCCCUCGUGCCGUGCCGCGGCGGCUGGCGCUACGCCCAGGCCCACGCCACCAUCGUCAGCGAGUUUGACCUUGUCUGUGGCAACGCGUGGCUAUUGGACGUCACCCAAGCCAUCCUGAACCUCGGCUUCCUGGCAGGGGCGUUCACCUUAGGCUACGCAGCAGACAGGUAUGGCAGAAUAGUCAUUUACUUAAUAUCCUGUCUUGGCGUUGGCAUCACUGGUGUCGUGGUGGCCUUUGCACCAAACUUCUCUGUGUUUGUGAUCUUCCGAUUCCUGCAAGGUGUGUUUGGAAAGGGGACAUGGAUGACUUGCUACGUGAUUGUGACAGAAAUAGUAGGUUCAAAACAAAGGAGGAUUGUGGGAAUAGUGAUUCAAAUGUUCUUCACCCUUGGAAUCAUAAUUCUCCCUGGAAUUGCCUACUUUAUCCCCAAUUGGCAAGGGAUCCAGCUAGCCAUAACGCUGCCCAACUUUCUCUUCCUCCUUUAUUACUGGGUGGUUCCUGAAUCUCCCCGCUGGCUGAUUACUCGGAAGAAAGGAGACAAAGCAUUAAAAAUUCUGAGAAGCAUUGCUAAAUGCAAUGGGAAAUAUCUCUCACCAAAUUACUCGGAGAUCACUGUCACAGAUGAGGAAGUUAGCAAUCCAUCCAUUUUAGAUCUGGUGAGAACUCCCCAAAUGAGGAAGUGCACACUUAUCCUUAUGUUCGCUUGGUUCACAAGUGCAGUGGUCUAUCAAGGACUUGUCAUGCGCCUGGGAAUUAUAGGAGGCAACCUCUAUAUAGACUUUUUCAUCUCGGGAGUUGUGGAACUGCCAGGAGCUCUCUUGAUCUUACUAACCAUUGAGCGUGUUGGACGACGCCUCCCCUUUGCGGCAAGCAAUAUAGUGGCGGGGGUGGCAUGCCUUGUCACUGCGUUCUUACCAGAAGGAAUACCAUGGUUGAGGACCACGGUUGCUACCCUGGGAAGACUAGGCAUAACCAUGGCCUUUGAAAUUGUUUAUUUGGUAAAUUCAGAACUGUACCCAACAACGUUACGAAACUUUGGAGUCUCACUGUGUUCAGGUUUGUGUGAUUUUGGGGGAAUCAUAGCCCCAUUUCUGCUCUUCCGGCUAGCAGCUGUGUGGCUAGAACUACCUCUGAUAAUCUUUGGUAUCCUGGCGUCCUUCUGUGGUGGCCUCGUGAUGCUUCUGCCUGAAACCAAGGGCAUUGCUUUGCCAGAGACGGUGGAGGAUGUAGAAAAGCUUGGCAGGAAAAAGAAAACCCAGGUUUCCGGCUCUCACCUUUGAGGCGCUGCCAGAGACGGAAGGAAGGAGCUGCCCAGGAGCCGACCCCUCCCGCCACGCCCAGCCUGGCAGAGAGGCAUGUGUCCAUCUCGGCCGCAGUGUGCUGCGCUGUUCCAAGUGUUUUUAAUACUGUAUAAAGACAUUCACACUA
Molecule: messenger RNA, 1840 nt
Organism: Microcebus murinus (gray mouse lemur)
Lineage: Eukaryota; Metazoa; Chordata; Mammalia; Primates; Cheirogaleidae
Gene: SLC22A3
Product: solute carrier family 22 member 3
Biological process (GO): transmembrane transport
Cellular component (GO): membrane
Molecular function (GO): transmembrane transporter activity
Source: RefSeq, a predicted model, not a curated record